GAGAGAGAGAGAGAGAGAGCGCCAGAGAGAAGGAGAGCGAGCGCCAGAGAGACUAGACCCAAUCCUAUGGGUUGGGUGUUUAGAAGCUGCUUGACAGGUCUGCGCGUGAAGCUAAAUGACUGCUCGUGCGACUACCCGGAAAACAGCGCGAGGACUCAGAGAAGCAGAGGAGAUGAAGGCUCGUGCGGCGAUUCUCUCCUUUUAACGAGCCCGAAGUUCCCCGGAUUUAUUACCAUCUACCAACAACAUGUCGGCGUCCGCUGUGUUCAUCCUGGACCUGAAGGGCAAGGUGCUGAUCUGCCGUAACUACAUGGGCAACACAGACAUGAACCAGAUCGAUCACUUCAUGCCCCUCCUCAUGAAGAAGGAGGAGGAUGGGGAGAUCACCCCCAUCAUCACCCACGGCAACACGCACUUCCUGUGGAUCAAGCACAGCAACCUCUACUUGGUGGCUACGACCAGGAAGAACGCCAACGCCGCCCUGGUAUACUCCUUCCUCUAUAAAAUCACACAGGUGUUCAAGGAGUACUUCAAGGAGCUAGAGGAGGAGAGUAUCCGGGACAACUUUGUGACGGUGUACGAACUGAUGGACGAGGUCAUGGACUUUGGCUUCCCACAGACGACCGACAGCAAGAUCCUGCAAGAGUACAUCACUCAGCAGGGCCACAAGCUGGAGGUGGGGGCCCCCCGGCCCCCGGCCACCGUGACCAACGCCGUGUCCUGGCGCUCCGAGGGCAUCAAGUACCGGAAGAACGAGGUGUUCAUGGACGUCAUCGAGUCCGUCAACCUACUGGUGAGUGCGUCGGGCAGCGUGCUCAGCAGUGAGAUCCUCGGCUCCGUGAAGCUGAGGACGGUUCUCUCCGGUAUGCCGGAGCUCCGGCUGGGCCUCAACGACAAGGUGCUCUUCGAGAUCACCGGCAGGGAGAAGAGCAAGGCGGUGGAGCUGGAGGACGUGAAGUUCCACCAGUGUGUGCGUCUGUCGCGCUUCGAGAACGACCGCACCAUCUCCUUCAUCCCCCCGGACGGCGAGAGCGAGCUCAUGUCCUACCGGCUGAACACCACGGUGAAGCCCCUCAUUUGGAUCGAGAGCGUGAUUGAAAAAUUCUCCCACAGCCGAGUGGAGAUCAAAGUCAAGGCCCGGAGUCAGUUUAAGAGCCGCUCCACAGCCAACAACGUGUCCAUCCUGGUCCCCGUGCCCAGCGACGCCGACUCGCCCCGCUUCAAAACCAGCAUGGGCAGCGCCAAGUGGGUCCCGGAGCAGAACGUGGUGCAGUGGACCAUCAAGUCCUUCCCGGGCGGUAAGGAGUACAUGAUGAGGGCGAGCUUCGGGCUGCCCAGCGUGGAGAGCGACGAGCUGGAGGGCAAGCGGCCAAUCACAGUCAACUUUGAGAUCCCCUACUUCACCGUGUCAGGGAUCCAGGUUCGCUAUUUGAAGAUCAUCGAGAAGAGCGGCUACCAGGCGUUACCAUGGGUGCGCUACAUCACGCAGAGCGGAGAUUACCAGCUGCGGACCACCUAAAGGCCCCUUGAGACCAACAGAUGAAUCCUUCCUCUCCUUCUGCUCCGUCUCCUGCUGUCUGCCUCCCAUCUCCCCUCCUCACUGUCGAGGGACCAGCCCAGAGGAGAAGGUUACCCCGGCCUGGGGACUGGUUCUCUCCACCCUGCUGGAGCUAAUGAGGCUCCUCAGGCCUCCAGAACCUCCACCUCAGAGAUUCUCCACAAUAUUUAAAUAUAUUUUUGUUUUUAGAAAGGAAAUCAAUAGUAAAGAAAUUAUUCCACAGUGCCACGACACCAUGCAAAGUGCACGUUAUAUAGUGUGUGGGUACACCAGCAAUAUUCUCUACUACGACUUCCAAGCUGUAAAACAAUAACAUUGUUUGUUCGCCUUUUAGAUCUUUUAUAACCACAGGGCAUACACUUCUCGUCAACAUGUCCUCAAAAUUGAAUCGUGGCUUUAACCUAUCUUAAGGACCAGGAAAUGAGUCUGUUCCUCUUGUAACAUUAUUAGAACCCGACGUUAGCCUGAAUCAAUUGGAACCAGCAGCGACCAAGUUAUUUACCUAAAUGUUUUUUUACUACUUGAAAUUAAAUGAAAGGCCUCCUGUGGCCUUGGGACUGUU
Molecule: messenger RNA, 2120 nt
Organism: Gadus macrocephalus (Pacific cod)
Lineage: Eukaryota; Metazoa; Chordata; Actinopteri; Gadiformes; Gadidae
Gene: ap1m3
Product: adaptor related protein complex 1 subunit mu 3
Exons: 12
Coding region: 248-1519 (423 amino acids)
Biological process (GO): intracellular protein transport; vesicle-mediated transport
Cellular component (GO): clathrin adaptor complex; clathrin-coated vesicle
Molecular function (GO): clathrin-cargo adaptor activity
Source: RefSeq, a predicted model, not a curated record